AUGCGGCCGACGCCGCUGUGGACGUUUGUGUCCGCUGGUGUGCGGUAUUCGCAGCGGGCGUCGGACAAGCUGUUUGCGGAUGCGGCGCGCGAAGAAGCGCAGCAGGGCGCGCGGCGACCGCGCUUGAGCAUGGAUCCGCAGGAUCCUGUGUGGACGGGCGAUGAGCGCUUAGAGGAUACGGUGCUACGCAUGUUGAUGGACAAGUACAAGCCGCUGCGACAGCAGGUGUCGAUGCGGGCUGCUGAAUCCAGCCGGCUGAGGCAGUCCCAGAAGCCGACGCUGCGGCCUACGGAGUCGCGUCGUGAAACGGCUCCCAAGACACCCUACACGCCGCCUGGCCAGCCAUGGAAUGCUGUGUUCGUGCGACCGUCUCACGCGGCUGCCGAGGAGCCGCGCGUGUACCGCGGGAAGUACAUGGACGUAAGCCCGCCCAAGUCGGACAUGGCGCAGCAUCUUGCAAGGAAGGGCAUCGCGCCCUCUCAGCUCGCGCUCGACGACCGAAAGGCCAUGAGUGAGUUGCGGCAUGCAUUGCGGCGAUCCAUGCACCGCGACAAGAUCGAGGUCGCGAGAGACAUCAAGCUAGGACGCCAUGCUCCCAUGCCAAGCGAGGAAUCUGCGCCGCAGAUCGGCAUGCUCGGCGCGACGAAAGGGCUCGCCGGGAUAGCCGAGCAGCGCAUUGUCGAAGCACAAGCCAAGGGCCUAUUCCGAUCCAAUCCGCUUCAUGGCAAGCCUAUGCCACGCGACUAUAAUGAGACGAAUCCGUUCCUGCAUCGCGAGGAAUUCGUGCUCAACCGCAUGAUUCAGCGGCAGGGCAACGUGCCGCCGUGGGUCCAGCGAAAUCAAGACUUGCAGACAGAGAUGCGCUCUUUGCAGCAGCGCAUCCAGCAUGCCUGGAUCUGCCGUAUGCUGUAUCGACUCGAUGCGUCUGAGGAGUGGGGCUCGCUGGCUCCCGUGCACGUCCAUUGGCACGAUCAUCUGGGACCGGACGACCUGCGCUCCUACCGCAUCGAGGCACGCAGCGAGGCCGAGCAACGCACGCUCGAGUGGGUGCGUACGUUCCGUGAUGCGGCAUGGAUCGCGGCCGAGUCAGCCUACCAUACGGCUGCGGUAGACCAGCUGAACCAAGUCAUCCGCUCGUACAACCACACGGCGCCUCCGUCGGCGCGCAAAGUGCUCGUGACCAAGGACGCGUUUCUCGCCUCAUCCAUCCAGCGGGCCUUUCCCCUCAUGGUCGACGCCGCCAGCGCGCGCAUCCGCGCUCGGCGCGAGAUGCCACGCAAGGCCAGGACGGACACGCCGCGAUGGCCACGUUGGCUGUGGUAG
Molecule: messenger RNA, 1323 nt
Organism: Malassezia restricta
Lineage: Eukaryota; Fungi; Basidiomycota; Malasseziomycetes; Malasseziales; Malasseziaceae
Product: DUF1992 domain protein
Exons: 1
Coding region: 1-1323 (440 amino acids)
Source: RefSeq, a predicted model, not a curated record